UGAGUGUUGAUGGACGACUCGUCCAGUUUUUUGUUCCAUGGAUUGGCUUAGUUGGCUCACCUCCUGACACGACCGGCUCACGCGGCCGGUAGUAUGGUCUACUUUCGUGAUGUCGGCUAGAGUCGGACCGAACAAGCCAGGUCGGAGGCCUCGCUUGCCUGGCGAUGACAAACCCGCUCCCGAUCCCCUCCUGCGGAGAAAAUUCCGCUUUGCAAAGACCGCAUGGCUUUGCCACCUUCAUCUCCUGCUAUACAGCAGAAACUGCGCGGCCCACGCACGGGUCCAGACGACCGACGAAACAGUCCGUCUUGUGCAAACGAGCCCAGAGAGGCGUGUGGAACAGUUGUCAGGACAACAUCAGAUGAGCGGAACUGCAACUACCCCGACUUCGCCUCGACGAGGAACAGAACAAGAUAGUCCUCUACUUCUAGAUGGUGCUGGCAAAGAAGAGCUCCUUCUUGAUGAUGAGGCACCGGCGAAAAAAAACGCAGCAAUCACGGGAGACCACGGGGGUCUACCGGCCAAACAAGACGCCCGCAUUAGCACAGGCGUAUAUGGGAGUAGGACCGGUCGCUCUUCACCGACAAUACCCGACGAAAGGAGAAGAAUCAUAUUAACGGAUGAAGAAGUUCAGCCAACCCUGACACAGCGGCACGAGCAGCAAGCGCAGGUGGUAUCAUCUUCGCGUGGACCUCCAGCUCCGACAAAAAACAGUCAGCAGACGGAAGAAGAACGUCAGCAUUUGAAGAUGAAAGUAGUGGAAAUCACGGCAGCGGACGAGAACCUAGAGCAAGCGGAACAUGAUGAAACCAUUAACAAAUCUCUGGCAAUUUCUGGAGGCACCGUUCCAGAGCAUACUAUCGCAGCAGCACCAGCAGCUGCUGAGGUUCCUCGUCGUGCAGCAUUAGAGGCAGGAGAGCCGUCUACUUCUUCUUCACAAAUUCUACUUGAGCAGGGCACUGCAGCAAAUCUUCUACCCGAUCACUCUGAUAGGCCCGGAAACAAGAACUACGUGAACACCGAUAAAAAUAAGAAACUCCUGGAAGAUGAUGAGUCCGAAACACGGAAAGGCACGGUGGGACAAGAUAUCAGUAACCCGGACGAAGAACCCGACCACGAUCGUGUAGAAGACCAGGAAUUUCUGGAGCGCGACGUUGGCCACGGAACGGGUGAACAUCCUCCGUUGGGACAAACACCGCGACGUAGCGACGGUGAGGAGCCGCGGCACCUGCCUCAGCACGAGGAUUUGGAAGUAACGAGCCAAGCAUCCACCUCGUCCACGAAAACGAGCAGGACUAACGAAAGUAGUGGCGGGACGAAGGCUGGUGCCAAGGCGGAGCAUAAGAGGGCUAUCGACGAAAUAUCAAACAAGGACUCCUUCUUGCAAGACGAACAAAAAAAUGAAACAACUUCUACAACUGAAGUAGAUUCAGAUUCAAAACUAACACGACCCGACCAGAAGAACCCGGCGGGGAAAGGUGUUGUACCUGCUCCCGGUCUUCCGCAUUACGAGUCCUCGGCGUCACAAAUGGCGACGGGACAGUAUCAACAGUGAAUUUCCCGUACAGAACGACGUGAGGACGCCGUAGGGUAUUACUUUAAGUAGUUCUUGUACGAAGUGUUUUAUUGUUCGUAUGGAUGUUGACACAACUUGAACUUCCCAUCUUCAGUAUCGAAAAUCGCAUUCAGCAUGAUUGUUUGCACCAAGAGGCAUGCUUGAGCUUGGGGAAUGAAUUUGUGAUGCUGAUUGUGCGUCGUGCGGUGCGGUAAAUUUGUUUUGCAUACUAGAAAGGAAGAACAGCAUGAAGGACCAAACGAGAACAGACCGGACAGCAAAGUCGAGCAAAAAUCUACUUCAAAGACGAAAGAGGAAGCUACCUCCAAAGGCCGCAGUAGUCAUAAGCGAGGUACUAGUUCUAGAACAAAGCAAAGAGGCGACGAAGAGACGCAUGGAAUCUGUGUGCCGAACCUGCCCAUCGUGGAAACCCCGCCCGACAUUGAUAAUCUUGUCCAGCCAACCAACUGCGCCGACAUUCUCGGGGUGCCGUCGGCGAUUAUGCACUGUGGAAAGUAUCGUUCCUAGUAUAAAUCGCAUUGCAAAUUUUUUUGGAAUUUGUAAUGCGGAUUUGACUUGAGAAAGAUCUGUAACGCAUGACUGCGAUUAGUUGUACGAGUUGGAUACUUUUGUAAUUCAUAGCAAUCGGGAUCAAGCGAUUUUGCAUGGGGAAGGACAAGGAGAAUUACCCACAGGAAAAGAACCAUCCUCAUCCAAUUUGCCAUGAAAAACAUGACAAAGUAGCUGCACUGUCAUGCAAAAAAUGGAUGGGAGUGGUUGUUUUUUAUUUGUGGAUAAGAACCACGAGAAUUACUGUUACGGUCGAUCUCUCUACUCCAGCGAUCGUGUGUAUGGAUGUGUCAGGAUCGAAAUCGACAAAAUCGAAAAAUUUGUGAUGCAUAAAAUGUAGGGCACUUAAGGCCUGCAUUGGGGAGCAGGCAAAUGAGGCCGAUUGUAAGCCUGUUUAGGGGUAUGCAAUGUGCUGCCAGAAUAGCAUGACAGGAGCAGUCUUCUUGGCGCAAACAGCAUGACAGACUGGAUUUGGGUGUUCCCGAAAUUUGUCAUGCGUCACUUGGAAACUGAGGCUCCAACUGACAUCAAUUUUGUGCAUCACAAAUUUUUCGAUUUUAUGAAUUUCGAUUCUGACACUCCCAUAGUGUGGAGCCUGUUUGCGACCAAGGCUUCACACAAUUGGAGUGGGAUAUGGGAGUGUCAGGAUCGAAGUCGUCAAAGUCGAAAUAAUAUGUAAUGCAAAAAAGCGAUACCAGCAGAAGCCCAGUUUGCAAGUGGCGCAUGACAAAUCUUGGCAGCAUGGAAAUCCAAUUUGUCAUGCUGUUUGAGCAGAGAAGACUGCUUCUGUCAUGCUAAUAUUUUAGCAGCUCUAUAUCACACCCCAAACAGGCUUAGAAUCGGCCUCAGUUGCCUGCUCUGCAAGACAGGCACUUUGCGUCUAGCAUUUUAUGCAUCACAAACUUUGACGAUUUCAAUCCUGGCGCUUCCAUAUGGGAGAAGGAUGCGACACUAGGUGUCUCAGACAACGGGUGCAAACAACCCGACCCGCCUAUCGAGAGGAAAAAUGCCCCCUCCCCAUAUCAAAACGAAGUUUCUGAUGCUGGAUUUCCGUACACAAAUCGGAUUUGUCUUGCAGUAGAGCACUGCAGGCAUCUGCCAAGGCAAUUGUCUAUACUGUAAGCCGAACAGCAUCACAAACCGCCUGCACAAUGUGACAGACUCUCUGGGCUUGCGCUCUUGCAAGACAGACAGGAUUUGUGGUGACAAAUCUGCAUGGCAAAUUUUCAGACGGAUUCGCUUUCAAUAUGGGGAGGGGGGAUUUUUUCUCGCAAUACCGCCAGUCGGAACAUGCAGGAAGGAAAACGGAGACCAAGCGACAGGAACGAACACUUUAAAGCAGUGCGUAGCUGAGGGAAACAAGUGGGAUUACAAAGACUGCGACGAUGUUGGAGGCGAUAACAAGUUCAGCGGCAAACUCACGUACAAGGGUGUCGAGAAAAAAUAUCAAAUGCAAAUACUUGUCUCGGUCUGGAAAGAUGCAAGGAACUUAUUUCACGCAUGAUGCGCAGCAAAAGCUUCAACCAUUGACCACACUUAGGAAGGUUUCCUCAUGCUGAGUAGGCAUGGCAAAGCUGCCCUCGCAGAUCAUCCUGUGCUGCUACGCACUGAAUUUUUCCACCAGACCGCUCACUUCACACUCUAAGGCAAUAUACCGGCGUAUGUCGACAAACUCAAGAAACUCUACACUGAGUUCCAGAUGCGGCAGACAUGUUUGCAACGCAUAAAUUCUGCGUAGAUCUUGUUCUCAGUGACGAGGACCCUCUCUGCUCCGCAAACUACUGCCUGAAGAUAUGAAGUUCUCAACCGUUACACUCUCAAUUGGUACAUGAAUGUGUAACGCAAGAACAAUGGCAAAAUUGCAAGGCGGAAAAUUUCGCCUUUAUUUGCAUAACAAGAAGCGUGGCGCAGAUCAUAAUGUUAUCUAGUGGUUGUAGUGCGUGGUCGGGAACUUGUCACGCAAAGCACCUUGAUCAUCUAGUUAUGUUUAUGUACUGCGAUUCUGCGUGACGAAUUCACGCAACAGCUGAGAGUGUAAGAAAGCUUGAGAAUGCCAUAGAAGAAGGAAACCGAGACGGACCAAUCCCUCUGCGCUUCGCCCCUAUCCUGCGCAAAAGUAUCGUAUUCGCAUAAAUGCAAGUCGUGCAUUACAAAUCUUUGUCUUAAGGGAAAUCUGCAUUACAAAUUUUCUCUCUCAUGCUGAACAGAUGAUUUGUAAUGCAUUUAUUAUACGAGUACGAUAUUUUUGCAGUUCAUUGCCCCCGUCGAUCGGCAACUGUGGAGCCCUGGCCUUCCUCGACUGCGUUGCUGAGGUCACCUGUAUGCUAGUAUGCAGUACAAAUUUAUUUCCGUACACGCAGAAAACGCAUAUGACAUCACUUGGCAAGAACAUGCUGAAUAGGAUUGAAGCAAAGUUUUGUCAUGCAGAAACCGCAUUUAUUGUGUGCGUGCGUGAAUUUUUUUCGUGUGGAUAGCGAGACGCGGAGGGCAACUGCGUCCCGCGUUUCCCGGACGCAGUCUGCAACGGGGAGACGUACGAAGAGUGCGAGGCCUAUCCAGAAAAAAAACACCCAUACCCAUCCAAUUUGCCAUGCAAAACAUGCAUAAAAUCCACCAUUUGCCAUGCAAAAAAUGGAUGGGGAUGGAUGUUUUUUCCGGGAGAAGGUUGUGGAAAAUUGUCUCUGGAUGGCCCACUGCGACACGGGAAAUUCUGGGGAACUUUGCACGAAGCGGCCCCGGGACCAGGGGGUUCCGAUGAUGGACUGCCCCGAAGAGCCGGACAACACCGUCCCCAUUCGCCACCAGGUGUUAUCCUGUGCAAAAGCAGCUUACUGGUAGACGAGAUUGCAGUCUGGCAUGACAAAUCUUCUUCCUAAGCUAGAACAGCAUUACAAAUUGCAUUUUUCAUGCUGAGCUAGAGCUUGAGCUAUAGCUAUUUGAUUUGUCAUGCGAAUUCUGCUAUUACUGUGAUGCUUUUCCGAUGCAUAAUUCUGCUACUGCAGCAACGUCACCUGUACGCUGGAAGACGCGCAGAAGUGCUGCGACGGCGGUCCGAUCGUCUACCCGCUGGAAUUUCCCUGCAGAACGGGAGAAUUUUUGAACAAGUUCGACGGGUUCUGCGAGUUCAAAUACUUGCAAAAAAACGGGGUUGACCUGGUGGAACAGCCGUUAGACAAGAACGCAACAAAUGGAACAAAUUCGACCGACGCGGACGAGGCGGAAGAGGCUACAGUAUCCUGUGCAAAAGUAUCGCACUCGUAUUCGUAUGAAUGCAUUACAAAUCUUUUUUUCAAGGUAAGUCAGCAUUACAAAUUUUAUUCCUUAUGCAGAGGAAAUUUGUACUGCAUUCAUACCUACGAGUGCGAUACUUUCGCAAUUCAUAUACAGAUGCGGCGGGCGACGAGUUCUUCUUUUCGCUCAUGCACGACAACCGGCAGACCACUUCUGAGCACGGCGCAGUUCUUGAUGCACGACACCGUGGACCACGACACCGCUCGAAAAAUAACACCACUUUCACGUCGUCUUCAUGGGAGCUGUUGCGCAGAGGAAAGAAAGAACCAGAUGAAGGAGCUUCAUACAACUCGAUAGCAUCUUCUCAACACAGAGGACAGCACUCUGUUGAUGACAGAAACGCCGAGCAGGAGCUCGGGCGCAAUUACAAGUACAAGAAAAAAGGCACGUCGUCUGUUAAAAGCAAAAAGAACAACUUCUACUUCCCCGGACUGCUGGAAACGCGCCAAGCAGCAAAAAUGAUGAACCCGCUCGCGGACCCUGAUGUCGACAACAUUUCGCACGAGAAAUAUCCCUGCCGGAUGCGGGUCGACGGAAAGGAUGGCGUGUUCGUGUGCGUGGGCGAGCCGCCCCGGGUGGUGCCGGACUUCUGGCCGCAGGCGGCGUUGGAGGAACUGAUCGAGCGGCUGAUAAUCGAUUACCAGUAUGCAAUACAAAUUUCCCGUACAUGUACAAGAUGCAUCGCAAAUUUCACCAAUUUGGAGUGCAAAACUUGUCAUUCUACACUAGGAUCGAAGCCAAGAUUUGUCAUGCAGAGACUGCAUUUGUACGCGUACGGAAAAUUUACUGUGGAUAACCAGGACCCGCUGUUAAUGAACAAGGCGAGCAUUUUGUACGGGAUCGGGGUCUUGGUCGUCAUUAUUGUUUAUGCAUCGCAAAUAUGUCUGGGUCUGGAAACUUGUGAUGCUCGGUGGCGUAUCAUGAGGAGGCCACAAGUGCUGGCUCAGCUUGACAAGUUUUUGAGCUCGUAGGUGUUGCCUCUUCUUCGUAACAACCUGCUUUUCUGCAUGACAGAAAAAUGGGGCUCUUGGGUAACGUGCGUAACAGAUUUAAGAGUCAUGCCAGACAAGCAUGACAGACGUGCAUUCUUCCAGACCCAGACACAUUUGCAUUUGAUGUUGUUUUGUACAAGACCAAACCGAAAUCCCGCGCAGGCCCGGAGAGCGGCAUGGGAUAUGAAACCCUCAGAAUGGAAAUGCUCAAAGUGGAAAUGAUUUGUGAUGCAUGAAAUGCGACGCAAAAAAGACUGUAUGGCAGAGGACGCAAUGGAGGCCGACUAUUGUCCUGCUAGGGGUGAAGAAUUGUCGUGCUACUUAGCAUGGCAGACGGGCACCCCUUUGCCUUAACUUGCAUGACAGACAUGCUUUACGCACCCGGGAAAUUUGUCAUGCGCCGACUACAAAUGCCGCUUCAGCUGGAGUCUUUUUUUGCAUUACAAAUUAUUUUCACUUUGAGGAUUUCCAACCUGAGGCUUUCAUAUGGGAUCGGGUGCGCUGGCCGCCCAACUGGCAACCAUGGAGGCGGAACGGGCGGCAGAGAAGGCCAGGAAUGAAGAACGAGAGAAGUAUGGAAAGAAGUGGUAUCUUGAGCUUCAUCCAGAGUCAACAAGAGGCUAUUUUUGUUCGAUGAAAUUUGUAUGUGUCGCGAGCGAGGAGAAGUAGUGUCGUGUCUGGACAAGGUUCAUUUAAUAUUCUUGUCGGCGUUCUUGUUAGCAUCUCCUGUUGAUGACUCUGGUAAAAGUUUCGUUCCCAUAGCAAACAGCGGGAUCGCGAGGCUGCACGAGCGCCGGCGCCAGACAGUGGCGGUGGAAUGCUGGGGUGGAUGAUAUAGGAUUUUGCUUAUCACGGUUUCCUCGGUGUUUACGUUUGUCUUCAUCGCGAGGAGGGCGACGAAGAUAGAGCUACAAUCCGCUCAAAGCAUAACAAACUUACUACUUUCAUCUCAAGUAUAUGAUCAAGGCCAAGUGCCGCCCCGGCUCCGGCACAAGUUUAGUCAUCGUAAUUCAUAAUUGGGGGCCGAAGAUUGUUUAUACUUUAUCACUUCGUCGAGUCGUGACAACUACACUGAUUAGAGGACAUAAACGCAGAGAAAUGUAAAAGCGUAAGCGCCAGCUGUAAAUUGCAUUUGGGAUAAUUGAUAUGAUACACAUUUUCACUCUGAAACCACGGUAGAGAUUUCGGUGCGUAGGACAGGUGUAGAGAAAGCAGCGAUUCGUGUUUUUU
This is a messenger RNA of Amoebophrya sp. A120, 7638 nucleotides long. The record is from the annotation of a GenBank genome assembly. Lineage: Eukaryota; Dinophyceae; Syndiniales; Amoebophryaceae.